Messenger RNA from Pyricularia oryzae 70-15, 6485 nucleotides. Its product is annotated as chromodomain helicase DNA binding protein. Gene Ontology annotation, cellular component: nucleus; chromatin. The coding region runs from base 184 to 5235 and encodes 1683 amino acids. The transcript has 6 exons. Gene Ontology annotation, biological process: nucleosome organization; regulation of transcription by RNA polymerase II. Lineage: Eukaryota; Fungi; Ascomycota; Sordariomycetes; Magnaporthales; Pyriculariaceae. Gene Ontology annotation, molecular function: histone binding; ATP hydrolysis activity; ATP binding. The record is from RefSeq and is a predicted model, not a curated record.
GCACUACACAUAAUUCCUCCGACAGUAAGAGACUCCUCUUUGCCAUAUUGUCGACACCAAACCCGCGACAUUACUGGCCCCUGCGCGUUCAUAUUCAAACCGAUCUACAAGAAGUUUGAAGGCUCAAGCUGCCUGGGAGCAACAAGUUGAUGACUUCAGGCAGCCCGGCGUCCUCUCGCGGCCAUGUCGACAUCUCCUGAGCCUUGUCCUACAAAUGGACACCACUCGGAUAUCGUUGUCGACCCAGAUAGCCCGGACAUGAACGGCCACAGAAGUGAUAGUGACCUAUCGGAUGCUGCCGAAGGCGAAGUUGAAGUUCAAAUGCCAUCGCCGGACUCUGAACCGGAGUCCCCGAACCCUGCACAAGACGCCGACGAUGUAGACGAUCACGAAGUCUCGGAGCCAAGUGACAACGACGCUUCCGAAGAUGGCGAUUUCGAUGCCGCAGAGAGCCCUGCCUCCGCCAGGAUAGACGCGCAACAAAGCGAGCGAUCCUCGUCAGCCGACUCCCGUCGCCAUGCUAAGCGCAAGGCUGCCGGCGCGCUAGAGGAGGACUUCAUGAGGGAGAAUCCUGAAUUAUAUGGCCUGAGGCGAAGUAAUCGCCCAACCCAGCGCAGAAAGAUAGUCGAUUCCGACGAAGACGAAGUUGAUGGCGAUUCUGAAGAUGAAGUAGUACCAGCAGCGCGUAAAGGUCCAAAGAAGCGACGCGUCGAGCGCUCACAACCAUCUUCCAAAAGAGACACUCCCUUACGAACGACUUCCGCCGACGCGUCAGACUCGGACAAUUAUGGAGGCGCUCGCGCCAGGAGCUUCCAGAAGAAGGCUCGUCGCCAGCAAGAGGCACAGGCUUACCAAGAGAAGAGGUGGUCCAGCCGUAGAGCUGCUCAAGUCUCCGCUGGAGCCUACAAUGAAAGCGAAGUUGACGAUGCAGAAGACAUUGACGAUACUACGCCAAACUAUUGGGCUGCCGAGGUCGAAGACAAUUCCCCUUACAUCGAAAAGAUACUUAAGCACCGAAAGAAGGAGGACGUCGAACUGUCCCCGCACUCGACACGACACGAUUUCGAGUACUACAUCAAGUGGCAAGGCAAAUCUCACAUGCACGACACCUGGGAAACAACAGAAAGCGUCCAUGGUUGCCGAGGGUUUCGGAGACUGGAAAACUACUUCCGCAAAGUCGUUGAGUACGAGCUUGACAUGAGUUUUGGGGAAGACGUCAGCCCGGAGUUGAAAGAACAGUGGGCACUCGACCGUGAGCGCGAGCAAGAUGCUUAUGACGACUACACCAAGGUCGAAAGGAUUGUCGCCGUACGUGAUGGCGACGGCCAAAAGGAGUACCUGGUCAAAUGGAAGGGACUCCAGUACGACGAAUGUACUUGGGAGCCUUCUGAUUUGAUCAGUUCCGAGGCAGGGGACAAGAUAGACCAGUUCACCACGCGCUCACGACGAUCGUGGCAAUCUGACCGCAAGGAGUCCAAUCCAGACACACGUUCCAGGAUGACGAAAAUGGAGACACAACCCGACUACAUACAGAAUGGCGAGCUCCGAGAGUUUCAGUUGAAGGGACUAAACUUCUUGGCACUGAACUGGGCCCGUGCCAACAAUGUCAUCCUCGCUGAUGAAAUGGGUCUGGGUAAAACAGUACAGACCGUGUCGUUUCUCAGCUGGCUUCGCAAUUCCAGGGAGCAGGAAGGUCCCUUUCUGGUUGUGGCACCUCUGAGUGUCAUUCCUGCCUGGUGCGACACAUUCAACAAUUGGUCCCCAGACCUCAACUACAUUGUUUACCUAGGCCCCGAGGCAGCCCGCGCUACCAUCCGCGAGCAUGAGCUCCUCAUAAACAACAACCCCAAGAAGCCCAAGUUCAACGUGCUUGUCACCUCAUAUGACUAUAUUCUUCUGGACGCAGAAUUCCUCCGCACCAUCAAGUGGCAGGUUCUCGCCGUUGAUGAGGCACACAGGCUGAAGAAUCGGGAGUCGCAGCUUUAUGCAAAGCUACUAAGCUUCAAUAUCCCCUGCAAACUACUAAUCACCGGCACACCUAUCCAGAACAAUCUUGCUGAGCUCUCUGCUCUCUUGGAUUUUCUCAACCCUGGAAAGGUUUUGAUAGAUGAUGAUCUCGAGCUACUGGGUAAAGAAGUCGAGAACAAGGAAGAAGAUCAGGCCGAAGAGGAGGAGAAGCGCCGUGAAACCCAAGCCAAGCUCACACAGCUGCACAAGGCCAUUGCCCCCUUCAUUCUUCGCCGGACGAAGGAGACGGUCGAGUCCGACCUCCCGCCAAAAACCGAGAAGAUCAUUCGUGUAGAACUUUCGGAUGUGCAACUGGAGUAUUACAAGAACAUCUUGACCAGGAACUAUGCUGCUCUCAGCGAUGCUAGUGGAGGCCACAAGGCCUCUCUGCUCAACAUCAUGAUGGAGCUGAAGAAGGUCAGCAACCAUCCUUACAUGUUCCAGGGAGUUGAGGAGAGGGUUCUGGCUGGCAGCACCCGGCGCGAAGAUUCUAUCAAAGGCUUGAUCAAGAGCAGUGGCAAAAUGAUGCUUCUCGACCAGUUGCUUGCAAAGCUCAAGAAAGACAACCACCGCGUCCUAAUUUUCAGCCAAAUGGUCAAGAUGCUGGAUAUCCUCGGUGACUAUCUGCGCGUGCGCGGCUACCAGUACCAGCGUUUGGACGGUACCAUUCCAGCUGGACCGCGUCGUAUGGCCAUCAAUCAUUUCAAUGCGCCAGAUAGCGAAGACUUUUGCUUUCUUCUGUCAACUCGAGCUGGUGGUCUUGGUAUUAACCUGAUGACGGCCGACACUGUGAUUAUCUACGACUCGGACUGGAACCCCCAAGCAGAUUUGCAGGCUAUGGCGCGAGCCCAUCGUAUCGGUCAGAAAAGGCCUGUCAACGUCUAUCGUCUGGUUGCCAAACAGACUGUUGAGGAAGAGGUCGUCAACCGUGCACGUAACAAGCUUUUCCUCGAGUACCUGACCAUUCAGGCUGGUGUGACUGAUGAGGGCAAGGCGCUGCGAGAGCAAUUCCAACAGAGAGGACUCAAGCUUGACGAGGCCAAGACGGCAGACGACAUUCAGAACAUCCUGAAAUUGCGUUCCCAGAACUUGUUUGAGCAAUCCGGGAACCAAGAACGACUUGAGCAGCUAGAUAUCGACUCGAUCUUGGAGCACGCCGAAGUCACUAAGACGAACGUUGAUGACAAGAUGAACUUGAGCAGUGGAGGUAUUGACUGGGAUAAUUGGAUGCAUUUCACGGAUGUGAAAGUCGACGACCUGGCUCUCAACUGGGACGAGAUCAUCCCUGCUGAACAAUUGGCCUCUAUCAAGGCCGAAGAAGAGAAGAAAAAGCACGACGAGUAUCUGGCCAAGGCCCAAGAGGAGAACGCUCCCCGCAAAGCGACACUCAAGGCGAACAGGCGUAAUGGUGGCGGUGGGGACAACGAUUCGGAAAGGGCUGAGCGUCUGGCUAAGAAGCGUCAACGAGAGCGACAAGAGCAGGAGGAGUUGGCAGAACAGCGUGCUCUUAUGUCAGACCCUCGUCGUGCCCUGAACGAAAAGGAAACAAGGAACCUGAUCCGCGCCGUGUUCCGUUAUGGCUCAUUGGACGAUCGUGAAGAGGAAGUGCUUCAGGAAGCUCGUCUGACUGACCGCGACCCCGAUUACCUAAGAGAAAUCGUCAGUGAUUUGGUUGCCAAGGCCCGCGCAGCUGUGGAUGAGAACAGCCGCAAGCUUCGUGACGAGGAAGAGAAAAGCGGAAAAAUCAUUGCAAAGAAGGACAAGAAAGCGGUUCUCGUCGACUUUGGCGAGGUCAAGAAGGUGAAUGCCGAAACUGUCAUCGACCGUCCGCCUCAGCUCAAGCUUCUGAGGAAGAUCAUACUCGAGCACGGCGACAAUGCUACUUUCAGGCUACCUGAUGCUUCCAAGGCGGCACAUUACAGCUGCGAGUGGGGUCCUCGCGAAGACGGCAUGCUCCUUGUUGGCAUAGACCGGUACGGAUUUGGUGCGUGGACUCAAAUUCGCGAUGAUCCAGAGCUGAACAUGGAGGGCAAGUUCUUCCUCGAGGAGCACCGAGUAGAGAAGAAAGAAGAAAGAAAGCGCGGAGACGACAAGAGCAUCCAAUCUCCCGGUGCUGUCCACCUCGUCCGUCGUUCUGAGUACCUUCUGUCCGUACUACUUGCCAAGCAUUCAGACGAUGCAGCAGCACAAAAGGCAGUAGAAAAUCACCAUCGCAGCAAGAAAAACCUCUUGGUUAAUGGAAACCGCCGAAGUGAUGUCGGGUCUGCCUCGCCGGCGCCGGCUUCAAAACGCGCCGGCCAGGGUAAGGACCGUAACAGGGAUCGGGCAUUCUCUCUAGGUGACCACCGCGGUCUGAGCAACGGAGACCGCGGCACCCCGCGGCCGGACAAGCGAAAGCAUGAGAACGAUCAUGACGAACGUGGUCACAAGCACCGCCGAGUGGAAGAGCGCCAUGGCAAAGACAAAGAGAAGCGCAAGAAGCUUGAUCCAGAGGCUAUUGAGCGACUUAAAAAGGCACGGGAGAGAUCUGUACAACGUUUCGACGAGCUCAUGCGGCUUGAUGACACAAAACUCGACUAUGGCAAUUCAGAGCAUCUUAUGUGGUCGCUGCUGAAGCCUGUUCGGAAAAACUUUGAGAAGAUCAUGCACACCACGGCGGAUCGUGUCGAGAAUGCCAAAGAGCGUGCGAGGAUCAUGGGCAAUGAGCUUCAGCAGAUCGGCAACUGCUUUACAGACAUGAAGGCUAAUAACGACAGCAUACCGGCGGAUCAGCUGGAAGCAUUGAUGCCCCGGUUUUGGGACUUCCUGUCGUCGAUUUGGCCAGUUCAUGAGGUCGAGGUUUCUGGUGGCCAGUUAGCAACCAUGUACAAAACUCUCAAGGAAAAGUCGAAACAGCCCAAGACAGGAGAAGCCUCGUCUGGUUUGAAGCUCAAGAGCCAGAAGCGCCACCGAAUGGACCUCGAAGACGGAGAGAUAGACACGGCGCGCGAUUCAUCAUCACGAUACGACGCCGGCCGACGUGACCAUCGCCGUGAUUUGGACGAUUACUACCGCCGCGGUGAUGAUCGCCGCGGCGACCGAGACCGCGAUCGUGACGAGAGGGAUUCGAGACGAAGGUACUAUGAAAACGGAGAUCGCCUGAGCUUUGGCAAAGUGCUGGACCGGCGAGACUCGGGUGAUAGGGCGCGAUCCUCAUGGCAUAACAGUGCACGCAGUCCUCACCGAUGAGCAACCCUCGAUGGCUGAGCAAUCGCGUCAUGGCUGGCUGAGUUAAUUAGAAGGGUUAUAAGAUGGCAAGACUGGCGUAUAUGCUACCACCUGUUUCAGCGCGAAUCGGCUUUGCACUCGUUAACCCGGCUCUUUUCUCUCUAGCUCCAAGCUCAAACCUCGCAUUCCAUACUAUUGAGGGGCUUGUACUAAAGAGACGAAUGUAUUCAGCACUUCAUAUUGCGUUACACUAUGCGACAUUCCACAAUUGUUUCUGGAAGGACUGUUUUUUUGAACCAUUGCUUUUGUUACUUCUGCAUUUUGUUUGGCGUAUGGGACGGCGGUCCGUCUGUCAAUGGGCAGCGUUUUUGAUACUAUUUCUUUUGAUUUUCUUUUUCACCAUCUCUCUAUGCCCACCUUUUUUGGUCUGCUACAAAAGUAAGAUGCAAUCUUAUUAUCCAAAACAACACAAAAGAGUGAACUUUUUUCAACUAUUCCAAAACCUCUUCUGGUCACUGUGAUUGGCUUUAUAUACAAAGACCAUCAUGUUUCCUUUCUCUUUACUGGGGCGCACAGUCAUGUAACUUGUCUCGAAAAGAGCCUGGCGGUGAGCUCUCGGUUUGGGGACACUUGACCGGUGUGGUCCACUUUUUGGUGUCCAGCUGAAGAGCUCCUCAUCUAGCCUACAGUGUUCCCCCUUACAUAUGGUUUCUUUCUUAUGCAUGUACAAAGUAAUACUUGGAAGUGGGUGGCUUCUGCAAUUGGGAACACCCGUAAAAUACGGAGAGGACAAAAACAAGAGAGAAAGGAGGAAGCUUUCAGGCAAAUUAGAGCAGGGACGGACGCGCGUUGACUUGGCUCGGGAAUUGUCUGCAAAAAAAAAAAAAAACAGUCAGACCUUGUAUCCCAAGUGUGUGGGCAGAAGUCAUGACUUGGUCUGCAACGGCUCCUGGAAUCAAAUACAUCGGCAGUGUUCCCAUGUUCUUCGUCGUGGAUGCAUACUGUGGCGCAUGUCCGAUGGGGCUUUGCGUGAACCCGCAGUCAGCAGAACCCUUUGCACAAAAGUUCACUCAUGCCAAACAACAGCCAGAAAACUCGCUUUUUCAAAUAAAGACCCGAACGAACAUUGCUUCUUGUGCGACGAAAAUAAAUGAUUUUUCUAUUCCCACUAAAAGAGGAAAAAGGGUACGCCAGUUUUGUUAUGUAUCAUGUAUAUACAUUUGCCAGAUAAAGAAUAUACCACAUCAGAAGAGUGAAUCCCAACUGUCCCC